CAUACUAAACUAUACAAAAAAUCAGAAGGCUGAAAAGCAUGCUAGGAACGCAAAAGAGGACCGAACCAUUCGUGAAGCCAUUUGAACGCGAAGCUCAUCAAUUGCAUAAGACAAUAUGGGAAUGGAGAGAAGAGGGCAGUAAAAGAAAACAAGUGGAGAAGGAAAGCAGUGAAAGGAAACAAGUGGGAAAAUAUGUCAAUGGGAGCAGCUUUUUAGAUUUGAACCUUAUGAGUGGAGAAGGAAGUACGAAGGCGGAAGGAAGGCAGUGAAAGGAAACAAGUGGGAAAAUAUGUCAGUGGGAACAGCUUUUUAGGUUUGAACCUUCCGAGUGGAGAAGGAACUAGGAAGGCAGAAGGUAGGCAGUGAAAGGAAAAAAGUGGGAAAAUAUGCAAGUGGGAACAGCUUUUUAGACUUUCAUGCCCUGUUUGAUUGAAAGGAAUUCUGCCAUAAAGAUUUUCAAAUGAG
Rubroshorea leprosula is the source of this 465-nucleotide messenger RNA. NCBI's taxonomy places the organism in Eukaryota, Viridiplantae, Streptophyta, Magnoliopsida, Malvales, Dipterocarpaceae. The record is from the annotation of a GenBank genome assembly.